AUGUCGACCUCAGAAGCUAGGCGGCGGAUUUUCAUCACCGGAGGCAGUGGCUUUGUUGGCUCACGCAUCAUCUUCUUCGCUGUUGCGGAGGGCUACGAGGUACGCGCUCUGUCACGCAGUGAGAAGAGCGAUGAGAAACUCCAGGAUCUUGGCGCCGUGCCGGUCCGCGGCGAUCUGUCCACGUUGGAAGUCCUGACACAAGAAGCUGCCGUUGCCGAUGUCGUGAUCCACUUGGCCGAUUCCCAGAUUGGCAAUCUCGGAAUGUCAUGGGAUGAGAUUCUACGCAUUGAUGGAGCGGCUGUUGGCGCGCUGGCGGAGGGAUUGAAUGGCUCUGGGAAGCGCCUCCUAGUUACGUCCGGCUCCCUUGUCGCAGCUGCGGACCCAACCGGGGCCGAGACGGACGAGUCGUCCCCACCAUGGCCGGAAGACCAAGCACCUCAUCAGCGUCUUAAGGCGGAGAAGCACGCACUUGGAAUGGUAGACAAGGGUAUCACGGUGGCCACCAUACGCCUGGCACCGUGUGUUCACGGCCACGGGGGAAGCGGCCCGGUCAUGUUUAUGAAGCUUGCCACGAUGCGUGGUCAAGUAUGCUAUGUAGACGAGGGAAACACGCGCACAUCCUUUGUGCAUGUUGACGAUGCGGCUAGGGCGUAUCUACUCGCAGCCAAAAAGGCCAGGGCGGGAGACAUCUUCAACGUGACCGCGGAGACAAACGUCACUAUGCGACAGCUCACUGAGGCAUUUGGUGAAGCGCUGAGAUUACCGACAAAGUCUCUAACAAGGGAAAAGGCUGCCGAGAUGGUGGGACAGUUCCUUGCAAGAUUCCUCACAACUGAAAACAGAGCGUCUAAUGCAAAGGCCAAAGGGGAACUGGGCUGGCAGCCCAGGGAAAUUGGCAUUCUUGAGGAUAUCACUUCUGGCUCAUAUAAGGCAGUUGCGGAAACGCUAAUCAAGCCACAGUCUUAA
Phaeoacremonium minimum UCRPA7 is the source of this 966-nucleotide messenger RNA. Its product is annotated as putative nad dependent epimerase protein. Lineage: Eukaryota; Fungi; Ascomycota; Sordariomycetes; Togniniales; Togniniaceae. The transcript has a single exon. Bases 1 to 966 code for a protein of 321 amino acids. The record is from RefSeq and is a predicted model, not a curated record.